Messenger RNA from Stylophora pistillata, 4098 nucleotides. RefSeq lists its product as uncharacterized. NCBI's taxonomy places the organism in Eukaryota, Metazoa, Cnidaria, Anthozoa, Scleractinia, Pocilloporidae. Gene Ontology annotation, biological process: signal transduction. Gene Ontology annotation, molecular function: protein binding. The record is from RefSeq and is a predicted model, not a curated record.
GUCCUCUGCUCCUUGGAUCUCGCCAAGUAGAGCACUUUUGUUCACGUUGAAGUACACAGUAAUGCUACAGUUGCAUGGUUAAUUGAAGGUAUACCUAAUAGCCCCUCUGCAUUCAGUCGCGGAACAUUUAUUCGUGUAUGGUAAACCAGCCCAGUCGUACAGGCCGCGUUUUGAUUUCUGUGUCCAUUAUGAAAGCAACCCACUGUCUUCUGUUCCUUGGAUCUCGCUAGAUACAGGGGCCAGCUGACUUUUUCCUGAGCCGGCAUGAGUUUGUCCAAACAUACAUCCAACAGAAAUGAUCAACUGUAUCCACCACAUGGGAAGAUAAAUGUAACAAUCCUUGCAUCAGAAUGGGGAUCAAGUAAAGGUGGACUAUCCACAUUAAACAGAGAGUUAACCAUUCAGUUGGCUAAGUUUCCUGAAGUGCAAAUUUCCUUCUUUGUGCCAAAAUGCAGCGAACAGGACGAGAUAGCUGCACUCAGCCACAACAUCAAAAUUGUUCGAGCGACAAGGCGGUCUGGCUACGAUGAACUUGAAUGGCUGAGCUUUCCACCAGAUCAGCUCCACAUUGAUGUCAUCGUUGGCCAUGGGGUGAAACUUGGUCAUCAAGCCCGAGCUAUUAGAAAUUCGCACAACUGCAAGUGGAUUCAAGUUGUCCACACUGAUCCAGAGGAGCUUGGAAUGUUCAAAACCUAUCAGAAUCCCAUUUCCACCGGCGAGAAAAAGCGCAAAAUAGAAGUAGAACUCUGUGAGAUGGCAGACCUCGUUGUGGGAGUUGGACCUAAGUUGUGUGAGGCGUUUCGCAGAUACCUCCGCUGGUGCAAGAAAGAUAAAAGUAUUCUUGACAUCACCCCUGGUGUUUUUGAAGAAUUUGAGAAUGUUGAACACGUCGAUGAAGACGUGAAACGAUGUGGCAUUCUAAUGUUUGGCCGUGGAGAUGCUGAAGACUUUGAGUUGAAAGGUUUCGACAUUGCAGGCAAAGCUGUUGCUGAGGUUGAAGAAGCUCGUCUCAUUUUCGUUGGUGCUCCAGAAGGAAAGCACAAAGAGAUAGCAGAACGUUUUCGCAAAUGCGGUGUACCGGCUAGUCGGCUGACUAUAAGAAGCUUUCUGGAAAAUCGAGAGAGUUUGAAACACUUGUUCUGCGAAUUGGAUCUAGUGCUCAUGCCAUCAAGGACUGAGGGCUUUGGCUUAACUGGUCUGGAGGCCUUAUCAGCUGGUCUCCCUGUGCUUGUCAGCAAGAACUCAGGGUUUGGAGAAGCCCUGAGUAAAGUACCAUUUGGUGAAUCGUGUGUGAUUGACUCAGAAGAUUCUAAGGUAUGGGCUGACGAGAUUAAGAAAGUCUGGAGAAAAAACAGGAAGAUGCGACUACAGGAAGUAGAAUUACUCCGUUCCUCGUACGGCAAGAUAUUCAGCUGGGCCACACAAAGUAAAGUCUUUGUCAACAAGUUGAUCGACAUUUUUCAUGUACCCCAUGAGAUCAAAGGUCAAGGACUACGAGCAAAACAGGCAUAUGAAAAUGCACUUCGGAUUGGAAAAGUCAAGGUCUACCGUGCUCGAAUCAUGCUGAUUGGCCAGGAUCGUGCUGGAAAAACAAGUCUCAAAAAGUCCCUCUUAGGUUUGCCAUUUGAUGCUGAAGAGCAGAGUACUGUUGGAAUUGAAGUAGACCUUUCAUCAUUCAAAGUUGAUGUUGAUCAGAUAACGAAUUGGCAACGCACUGCUAAGAAGGAAGGUGUAUCUCAGUUUGCAAAGGAGCUGGCAAGAAUAGUGGCCGGUGACCUAAAAAAUGAAGAAGCAAAGAUGGAUUUGACACCUCAAAGGGAACUAAAAGAGACAAGAUCUCACAAAACUCAGGUUGGUGAACUGCAUAUUCCAAACACUGAAUUUGCCACCUUAGAUCUAUCCAGAAAUGAAUCUCACAAAACCAAAGAACAUAAUACAUUGGCCAGUCAUCAUUCUGCACCCAAAACACCUCACUUGAAGAGCAAGUCUCAAUUCACAAUUGAUGCAUCAACACCUCCAGAGGAAUUUACUGAAUACCUUAUUCAGUAUUUGAAAGGUUUAAAUCUGCAGAGCGAUUGCUCACCUACGGAACCAGUUGUAGAUGUUGAUGUAUGGGACCUAGCUGGUCAGUAUCUCUAUUAUGCCUCGCAUCCAGUGUUUUUUUCCUUCCGAGCACUGUAUCUAUUGGUUUGUAAUCUUAGCAAAGGAUUAAACAAAACUGCAGAGCCAUAUGUUAGACAAGGUAUCCAUGACAUACGUUUGGAAAAUCCAAAUGGAGAAACCAACUUGGAAAAUCUUUUAUCAUGGUUAGUUUCAGUUGAUGCGAUCAGCCCAACACAACAAGAAGCAGGAGAGAAGGAACCUCCAUAUGUGCGACCUCCAGUGUUGAUGGUUGGAACACAUGCUGACAAACCAUUUCAGGACAUUGAAGAAAUGAACAUUCAAAUUCUGAAGGAACUUUCUGGAAAGGACUUCGGAAGACAUGUGAUCACCCAAUUUUUCUCUAUAGACAACACCCAGUCAUCGUCAAAUGCUGGAGUUAUUAAACUUCGAGAGGAAAUAUUGAAAGUGUUGAAGGAGGAGCCUUAUAUGGGAGAAGAGGUCCCUGUAAGAUGGUUCAAUUUUGAGAAAGUGGUUCAAGCUUUAAAUGGAAACCAUACGUUUUACUUGAAUAUCAAAGAUCUUCAAGCCAUUGUCAAGGAGGUGUGCUUUGUUAAAGACGAGACUGAGCUUGGUGUAAUGCUGGAUUUCUAUCAUGACCUUGGUGUGGUAGUAAAACAUGGCAGUACAGUUGUCCUGCAGGCUCAGUGGCUGAUUGACUUAUUCAAACAACUGAUUACUAUUCCACGUUACGAGGAAGUGGGGCUAGAAUCCAGACUUAUCAAUUACUGGAAAUAUCUAGAGGACACAGGGAUCCUUUGCAUGGAACUUGUCCGUCAUGUGUUCUCAAAGUUUAUUAAGGAAGAUUCUGUAGCUGAAAAGGACAUCUUAGACAUGAUGGAGCGUUUUGGUCUUGUUGCUAAGUUUGUAACAUCAAAGCAGGAGCCUGUGCAGUAUUUUGUUCCAGCGCAGCUUAAAUCAUUACCGAAAGAUCUUUGUGAAAUGGACGAUCCAUGUCCGUUGUAUCUUGACUUUUUAAAUGGUUUUGUUCCCCAUGGAAUUUUUUACCAGCUUGUCUCUCGUUGCAUCAGUUGGUGCAAACGACCACCCACCCUGUAUUGCUAUGCAGCCAGGUUCUUUAUCGAGAAAAAGUUUAUUCAUCCGUUAACCCUUCUCUGCAAGAAGCGAUAUAUCAAGAUUAUCUUGAAGCACAGAGAACCAGUCAGUGAAGAAUGUUUAGCUGAAGGAAGAGAAGUUAAGAAAGAUUUGCGAAAUUUUCUAGAAAGUACGUUGCAAGAUAUGGCUCAGCAAAUUCCCUGGCGAGGCAAUUUGAAGUAUGAGCUGUGCGUCAAAUGUCCCUUUUGCCCAAUAGAGAGAAAACACUGUCAGAACCAUGGCAAGAUAUCCUGUACCCAUGAAGAGUGCUUUUGUCUUCUUAAGAUGGCACCAGCAGAACGACUGCUAUGUGGAAAAAGUCUCUGUGAUAAAGUACCCACGAUUCCUGGUCUAGAAAAAUGGUUCUCAAUGGAGGACGAGAAUGUCAAGAAUGGGGAGGAAACUUUUUCUCGUGGAGACACUUCCACCUCUUUCUCUCUGAAAUCUGGAACUCCUUCAUAUAAUGAACUCCAACACCUUGCCCGUGAGAUUCACGAAUCAUGGCAGGCACUUGGACGACAGCUGAAAUUGUCUGAAGCAAAUAUGUUUUGUAUUAAUCGUGAAGAAGUGGAUGUAUAUGAGAAAUGUUACAGAAUGCUACGAAAGUGGGUAGAAGCCUUUGGUUUUGUUGCUAAUUAUAAAACCUUGGCUCGAGCCUUGGAACAUGAAGCCAUUAAAAGAGGAGACCUUGCACGUCAAUACUGUUACAAUGAGGCAGUGACUCCACAAAUUUGCCAAGAGGACAGCGAUGGUUCGGGAAUUUGAGAUUUUCUUCGAUGGAUAUUUUUCAGUGGCUUGGGAGAACACGGCCUCGCUUAAAGGUGGAACGCCUUCACAAGUUGA